Botrytis sinoallii is the source of this 1311-nucleotide messenger RNA. RefSeq lists its product as uncharacterized. Bases 1 to 1311 code for a protein of 436 amino acids. Lineage: Eukaryota; Fungi; Ascomycota; Leotiomycetes; Helotiales; Sclerotiniaceae. The record is from RefSeq and is a predicted model, not a curated record. The transcript is spliced from 3 exons.
AUGCCUACUCCCCCAAGGUUAAUCGAAAUAGGUGUUGAUCCCUUUGAUUUGUCUACAACACUUGAGUCGGAUCAUAAAUACAAUUUCUUGAAACACGCCGACCCGGGAGAGGAAAUUACAGUUCCAGGAUCGUCGACGAAGUAUUGGCUUCCUGAAAAUUUCGAGAAACACGAGACGGGAUCAGAGACAGUGAAUCAGAGCCUUAAGUGUCGGACUGGAACAGAACUUGCCAAUGAAUUGCAAGUCAAUUCAAAAGUUUCUGCUAAUUAUUUCGGAUUCUCCGCCGAAGCUAGCGCGGGGUACGAAUAUAGCACAAAUUUUAAAAGUACAAGCUUGUAUGCAAUAUACAGUCUCGACCAGAAGAAUUACUCUAUCAAUGUAAUCAACAAGCAGACGAUAUACGAUUCAGUGGAAGAUGAGUUCAUUGACGCAGCCGCUAAGCUCCCAGCUUGGAAGACAAUAUCUAAGGAUCUCAAAGAUUUCGAUGAAGUGACCAGCAUCUACAAUUCGUAUGCCAAAUUUUAUUCUAGAUACGGAUCUCAUUUGAUACAAGAAGCGUAUAUGGGCACACGGUACCAGCUUAAAGUCGAACAGAACGAAUCAACGGAAGAAGAUGAAGAACAAUUCUCAACAAACGUCAAAGCGGAGUAUCAAGGUGCAAUCGGAGUUUCCGUCAGCGUUGAUGCCAAAUAUACCGAGUCGUACAAACAUUAUACAUCACAACGACAAAGUGAUUGCAACGUUCUUGGAGGAGAUGCUGGAAAGGCUGACACGCUUGCCCAUCUAUCGCCAGAUGACACGGAUGCAUAUAAUGCAGCGUUCAAGGAGUGGCAAGAGAGUCGCGAAGAAGGCUCUACAGAUGCUCUCUUGCACAUACGCGUCAUGGAAAUUGGAAACUUCCUGAAAGACAGCUAUGUGAAAAGUCAAUUGGCAGUUGCUGAUCGUCUUUCCUCUGCCUGGUCUUAUUUUAAGGAUUUUUAUACCUUCCAGGGACGAAUAGGUGUUGUAGAUUUAUUCCAGGGCGGUGUGGUGAAAUUAGAGAUUACCCCUCUGCCCGGAUUGGAGAUCCGUGUUACUGGAACAGACAUUCUUACAGUAACUCAGACGAAAGCAAACAUGGUUGAAGUUACAGCCAAUGAGAUCUGUCUUGUGGAGCACCUUAACGUAACCAUAGUCGCUCCCGAUAGGCCAGUUCAGCUUCUGCUUAAACGAAAUUCGGUAAAUUACAUUUUGGAUACGCUUCAAUUAAACCAAUUAGGGCCCGACCACUUCCGAACGAAAUACAAAGGGUCUGAUGCAAGCCAAAAUUAG